Vollenhovia emeryi is the source of this 1965-nucleotide messenger RNA. RefSeq lists its product as uncharacterized. The record is from RefSeq and is a predicted model, not a curated record. The annotation marks the transcript as partial. The transcript has a single exon. Lineage: Eukaryota; Metazoa; Arthropoda; Insecta; Hymenoptera; Formicidae.
AUGGAGGCGAAGCUGAGCCGCGACCGAUCCCUCCGCGAUCUGUACGUGGACUUUAUGCGCCAAUACGCGGACUUAGGGCAUAUGACGCGUGUCCUGACGGCUACCGGUCCCUCGCCAGUCUGCUACUUGCCGCAUCACGGGGUCCUGCGGGAGGCGAGUUCCACUACUAAACUGCGGGUAGUGUUCAACGGCUCCGCUACUCUCCCGACGGGAGAGUCUCUAAAUCGCUACCUGCGCGUGGGGCCUAACCUACUGCCGGCCCUGGCGGACGUCCUGACGCGGUGGCGUCGGUACCGCUUCGUGUUAAUGGCCGACAUAGAAAAAAUGUUCCGCCAGAUUGUCGUCCACCCGCAGGACCGUGACUGGCAGAGGAUCCUGUGGCGCGAUAGAGCUGACGUGGAGCUUGAGGAGUUCCAGCUGAACACCGUGACCUACGGUCUGGCGUGCGCCCCCUUCUUGGCGAUGCGCACCCUCCGCCAACUGGCGGACGACGAGGAGCGCGAGUCGCCGCUGGGAGCUGCCGUGUUGAGACGGGAUGUCUACAUGGACGACAUCCUGACCGGUGCCUCGUCCAUCGAAGCUGCCAAGGCCGUGCGGGAGCAGCUCGUGGGGAUCUGCAGGGCGGGGGGCUUUCCCCUCAGGAAGUGGUCUGCCAACGACGCUUCUCUCCUGGAGGGCCUGCCGACGGAGGAUAGACUGCAGCGGGAGCCGCGAUGGUGGUUGCCGGGAGAGAGUCACUCUACGCUGGGUUUGCAGUGGCACCCGCUCAGCGAUGAUUUCUCGUUCGCCACGCGGCUGCCGAGGAUCGAGACCUUCACCAGGCGAACAGUCCUGGCCCUGACGGCUCGGUUGUUCGAUCCUUUGGGUUGGCUCUCUCCCGCCACGGUUAGAGCGAAAAUCUGGAUCCAGGCGACGUGGCUUCUGGGGAUCGACUGGGACACUCCACUGCCCGACGAUGAUGCCAGGAAAUGGGGGGAGUUUCAGGACGAGAUCCCCCGUCUGGAGGAGAUCCGUAUUCCUCGAGAACUAUCGAGGACCGGCGACGACUUAGAGAUCCACGGAUUCGCUGACGCGUCGGAGAAGGCGUUCGCCGCGGUGGUGUACCUCCGGACGCGGGAUCCCGCUGGAUUGAUCCAGGCCAGAAUAGUGGCAGCUAAAACUAAAGUUGCUCCAUUGCAACAGGUCUCGUUGCCUCGUUUGGAGCUGAGUUCCGCUGCCCUCCUCGUGCGCCUCGUGGCCCACGUCCGUCGUGUCCUGGAAGCAGAGGAAGCGCCCGUCCACUUGUGGUUGGAUUCCACUGUGGCACUGGGAUGGAUCCGCGGGCAUCCAAGUUCCUGGAAGACGUACGUCGCCAACCGAGUCAGCGAGAUCCAGACCACCCUUCCUGGAGCACUGUGGCAUCACGUUCCGGGGCGGGAUAAUCCGGCGGACUGCGCUUCGCGAGGCCUUUCUCCCUGCGAGCUGGUGGACCUGGAGCAUUGGUGGCGGGGGCCCGCAUGGCUCCGGGCGGACUCGAGACCUUGGCCGAGCCCCUGGAGCGGCGGCACCGAGGGCGAGCUCCCUGAGCGGAGAGUCCGCUCCCAUGCUGCUGCGGUUCCCGUGGAGGAGGACGGCGAGUUGGAGCUGCUCUCGAGGUGUUCCACCUUGAGCCGCCUGUUGCGGAUCACCGCCUGGUGUCGACGCUGGCUGGUUCGCGCUCGAACGCGGACUGGAGCUCUGGCUCCGCCCGAUUCUCCUUUUUCAGGCUCGCUCCGGUCCGAGGAGCUGGAUGAGGCGCGUCUGUGCUGGGUCCGUCUGGUGCAGGCCAAGCACUUCCGAGACGAGAUGGCUUCCAUUGAGAAAGGGAAGCCGCUGCCGGCGCGCAGCGCCCUCCUCAAAUUAAGCCCUAUAUUGGACCACCUGGGAGUCCUCCGAGUCGGCGGUCGACUCAAGCACUCCUUGUUGUCGCAUGACGAGAAGCAUCCG